Triticum turgidum subsp. durum (durum wheat) is the source of this 981-nucleotide messenger RNA. NCBI's taxonomy places the organism in Eukaryota, Viridiplantae, Streptophyta, Magnoliopsida, Poales, Poaceae. The record is from the annotation of a GenBank genome assembly.
AUGCCGGCCAGGUUUUCUUUUCAGAAGCUGAGAGAAUGCACUCAGGGGUUCGGUAAAAAACUUGGAGAAGGUGGAUUUGGAUCUGUUUAUGAAGGGAAAUUAGGUGAACUGAGAGUCGCAGUGAAACGUUUGGAAAGUGCUAGACAAGGAAAGAAAGAAUUCUUGGCAGAGGUAGAGACAAUUGGAAGCAUCGAACACAUCAAUCUUGUCAGGCUGAUUGGCUUUUGUGCAGAGAAAUCUCAGAGGCUUCUAGUAUAUGAAUACAUGCCGAGAGGGUCACUUGAUAGGUGGAUCCAUUACCGCCACAACAAUGCUCCACUCAAUUGGGGCACGCGAUCUAGAAUCAUUCUGGAUAUUGCCAAAGGCCUAUGCUAUCUUCACGAGGAGUGUAGGAGAAAGAUAGCUCAUUUAGAUAUCAAACCGCAAAAUAUUCUACUAGAUGAGAACUUCACUGCCAAAGUGGCUGAUUUUGGACUAUCUAAGCUAAUAGAUAGGGAUCAAAGCAAGGUAAUGACGGUUAUGAGAGGCACGCCUGGGUAUCUGGCACCUGAAUGGUUAACCUCGCAAAUCACUGAGAAAGUGGAUGUCUACAGCUUUGGAGUAGUUGUCAUGGAGCUAAUAAGUGGGAGAAAAAAUAUUGAUAAUUCUCUGCCUGAGGCGAGUUCCAACCUCAUCAAUUUGUUACGAGGAAAGGCUCGAGAUAAUCAAUUGAGUGAUCUGAUUGACAAGCAUAGUGAAGACAUGCUCUCACACCAGGAGCAAGUGAUCCAAAUGAUGAAGCUUGCAAUGUGGUGCUUGCUAAAUGAUGGCUGUCAAAGACCUUCAAUGUCAACGGUGAUCAAGGUACUGGAGGGUGUGACAAGCAUAGAAACUGCAAUUCUUCACAGAUUUAUCGAUGCAAAUUCAAUCAUGCCUGUUCAAGAUAAUAUAUCUGCAUAUUCAGUUCAACCUCAAGCAUCAACCUUGUCGGGACCAAGGUGA